Molecule: messenger RNA, 2547 nt
Organism: Xylaria bambusicola
Lineage: Eukaryota; Fungi; Ascomycota; Sordariomycetes; Xylariales; Xylariaceae
Product: fungal-specific transcription factor domain-containing protein
Exons: 4
Coding region: 222-2450 (742 amino acids)
Biological process (GO): DNA-templated transcription; regulation of DNA-templated transcription
Cellular component (GO): nucleus
Molecular function (GO): DNA-binding transcription factor activity, RNA polymerase II-specific; zinc ion binding; DNA binding
Source: RefSeq, a predicted model, not a curated record
AAAUCAUCAAUUAGCCUCUAUCUCCCUCUCUCAAACCAACCGGUCGCUUGCUGGGUGGAGAUCCCAACUUGGCCCGGAAUUCGCUGCCCUGGAUAGUGGCAUCACUGUUUGAUUCAUGUGUGGCUCAUCACACAGCCAGCUCGCACCGCUCUCCUAAUUCCAUUGUACUGCAUAGAUACUCGACCUGCGUGCCACGCCAUUAACCCCGAAGCUUCCGCACUAUGGAGACUGGACCACCACCGCCGCCGCCGCCUAGCUACCAGACUACUGUAUUUCGUGCCCAGCCGACUGAGGGUGCUCAGCGGAAGAUUCAAAAGCGCAACCGGCCUCCAGUUAGCUGUCUCUUGUGCAGAACUCGCAAGGUGAAAUGCGACCGGCAGCAGCCUUGUGAGCGAUGUGUUAAGAGCGGCGAGGCUAAUUUCUGUGAAUACGCCCCGCGUGCUGCUCGCAAGCCUCGAGGUUCUGAGCCGCGAACCCAUGCCGAGGUUCGCUCUAAACCUGAAGCUGUCUCGCGACCAGUGCUCCAGACGCGCUUACAAAAGCUGGAGGAGAUGGUCAAUGGCCUAGUUACAAGUGCCGCAUUUGCAGAGCAGUCACUGAACACACCGUCCAGCUCGGAUCACAGGAACGAGGCUGACACUCGCUCCGAUUUGAGCUCACCUCCAAGCUUAAGCGCGCCAAACUCUUCUGUGCAUGUCGGUACACGGAGUGGUGAGGGUAACUAUAUCGGCAAUACCCACUGGGCUUCAAUUCUUGAAAGCAUUCAUGACAUUCAGGGCAUACUAGACUCAGAGCUUGAUGUACCUCCCACUCCAUCGCCCCCACCGUCAACUCACAAUUGGACAGGGGAUUGUCAGGAUCUCAUAUUCGGCCGGGGCGAAAUGUUAACUCACGAGCAGGCUGUUGCGCGGUUACCGCAGCAACACCAAUGUGAUCGUCUCGUUUUGCUCUACUUCAGGCAUCGGUUCACCGCCGCACCAUAUAUCCAUACCAACAAAUUCCAGAAAGAGUAUGACAGCUUUUGGAGGGCGCCAACAUCUGUCAGUCUACUAUGGAUCAGCUGCUUAGCCUCGAUAUUAUGGAUUGCUACCACAAUUGCCGUAGAAAAGGGGGAGAGCGACACUCCUCGGCCCGAACAGCUGUCUGGACUGGCAGUUGACUGCCUCGUUUCAGGCGAUUACUUAUCCGCCAAACCUUAUUCCAUCGAGGCGCUGCUACUCCACGGUUAUACUGAGAUGAGAGAAAAACACAUGGUUGAUUCCAGCUUAUGGGCUAAGUGGGGGCUGACUGCCCGACUUGCGCAGCGUAUGGGAUAUCAUCGUGAUCCCAAAUAUCUCUCCAAUGUGACUCCCUUUGAAGGUGAGAUUCGGCGUAGGGCAUGGUUCUUCAUCGAAGUGUUCGAUGUCUUGUUCUCAUUUCAACAAGGGGUGCCACCCAUCAUUCGUGAUGACGAAUGUGACACCGAGGCUCCAGCAAACCUCUAUGAUGCUGAUUUUGAUGAGAAUAUGAUGGUCUUGCCGCCAUCACGACCAGCCUCCGAGCCAACAUCGACCCUAUAUCUUAAUAUAAAGUCUAGACUUUGUCGCAUACUCCGUCGUGUUCUCCGACAGACAUUAUCGAUUCACCCUCCCACUUACGAUGAAGUCCUCAAACUCAACGAUGAGCUCCAUCAUUACCAUAGCCAAAUUCCAUCGGCUCUGCAGAUUAAGCCUAUCCGCUCCUAUAGCUUCACCGAUCAGACCUCCGAGAUUAUGCAUCGUUUGAUGCUUGAAAUGAUGUUCCUGAAAAGCCUAUGUUUCUUACAUCGCCCAUACCUGAAUCGGGAAAAGGACAACCCGCAAUGCGAUCUAUCUCGUAAUAUCUGUCGAGAAGCUGCAUUAAGGAUUCUGGAUAUUCAUGCAGAAUAUGAGGAGGAGAGCAAGCCUGGUGGCCGAAUGUAUGAUGACAAAUACAUGCUCUCUUCAUUGACUGUGCAUGACUUUCUGAUUGCCUCCAUGAUUUUAUGCUUGGAUCUUACGGAAAAUUUACCCAGCACUUCUGCCGAGAGAUCGAGGAAACUAAAGGCUUUAGGCACGUCAUAUAAGAUAUGGUCUGAACGGAAAAAUGCAUCCAGAGAGGCAGCACAUGCUACGAGGAUCGUCGGAGCAAUUCUGAGGAGGGUAUCUAUGCAAGAUAUGCAGCAUUCAAAGCCUCCACCCCCUCCUCCGCAGCCCGAUAUCAGAGAUGGCUCCCUCGCCAUUCUAUUGAAUAACGAUGUUCAAAUGUCACCCCCGUUACCUGCGUCAUACGACCAAUCACAGCUUAUUCCAGCCAUGGGGUUUUCCUUGGACUUCAUGGACUCUGCACCAAUCGACAGCGUAUUGAAAGAUUCAACUUUGGCUGACUGGACUCUCAUAGAUCAUAUUCUUCUUGAUCGACCCCAGAGUACCUAUCAUCCCACGGCAUUGUAGAAGUACGCAUUCGCCUUUGUGACGAUUAACGAGUCAUGUAUUCUCCAUGCAUGGUAAAACUAAAAAAAAAACAAUGGCGAUGGAUUAUUUCGUCAUA